AGGACGAGCGAGCAGGAGAGAGCCUUCGGAGUCUUUUAAUUAAAGCUCGUAGCAUAUUCCGUAUUCCCAAGUGGCGGCAGCCGCCCGCGCUUCCCCAGGACAGCUCGGGCUCGGCAUGGACGGGGACCGCGGCUCGGCGGGCACCGGCGGCUGCAGGGUCGCGCUCCGGGCUCGCCCGGCCCCAUGAUGAGCUCGCCCAGCGCCCGGAGCCCCCGGACUCGAGUGCCCGAUGGGGCUGAUCCAGGAGCCGGCACAGGGACAGCCCGAGCAUGAGAGCGGCCGCGGGGAUGAAGCUCCCGGAGAGGAGGAGGAGCCGCCGCAGCGGAGCCGGCAAGCCGAGAUCCCCUCCUGGGAGAAGAUGCCAUUCCACCAUGUGACAGCUGGCUUGUUGUACAAGGGCAAUUACCUGAACCGCUCGCUCUCGGCCGGCAGCGACAGCGAGCAGCUGGCCAACAUCUCCGUGGAGGAGCUCGAUGAGAUCCGAGAGGCUUUCCGAGUGCUGGACCGGGACGGGAAUGGCUUCAUCUCCAAGCAGGAGCUGGGCAUGGCCAUGCGCUCCCUGGGCUACAUGCCCAGCGAGGUGGAGCUGGCCAUCAUCAUGCAGCGCCUGGACAUGGAUGGGGAUGGCCAGGUGGAUUUUGAUGAAUUUAUGACGAUUCUGGGACCUAAGCUGGUGUCAUCAGAGGGCAGGGACGGCUUCCUGGGGAACACAAUAGACAGCAUAUUCUGGCAGUUUGACAUGCAGAGGAUAACGCUGGAGGAGCUGAAGCACAUCCUGUACCACGCCUUCCGCGACCACCUCACCAUGAAGGACAUCGAGAACAUCAUCAUCAACGAGGAGGAGAGCUUGAAUGAGAACUCUGGGAACUGCCAAACGGAGUUUGAAGUGCACGCCCAGAAGCAGAACCGCCAGACGUGCGUGCGCAAGAGCCUCAUCUGCGCCUUCGCCAUGGCCUUCAUCAUCAGCGUGAUGCUGAUCGCGGCCAACCAGAUCCUGCGCAGCGGCAUGGAGUAGUGCUGGCACGGCUGGAGUGGUCCUGGCACGGGAUGGCAGCCAUGCAUGCGCACCCGGGAGAGCUCCCGCCCCGAUCCCACGGCACCGACACGCGGGCACCGCCGGCGCCUGCGGCAGGAGCCUGAGCCAGCAGCGUGUCCUGUGAACCAACCACAUCCUUUUGGCAGGGACAUCAAAGGGCUGUUCUAAUGCUUUAAAGGUUUUGUUUCCUAAUGCAAUAAUCCCAUAUCCAGGAGUCCCGUAUUAUUGCUUCGAAGCAGCAAUGGCAGCGCGGAGGAGGCCGGGCUCCGGCGCUCUGCGGGUUGAAGGAGGCCCAGCCUCGGGGCUCGUCCUUUCCCCAGGGCCCCCUGACUGUCCCCCGGAGCUCCCACGCUCGCAGGAAGUGAUCGUAGCAUUGCCACAAGCGAGUUCCUUUUGUUCCACGUGUUCCAGCUUCACUUUCCUUUUCCCUUAUGACCAUGCCAUGGAAUUUACGGCAUUAGAGGGGAGCUAGAGCAUCCUUGUACAGUAUUUUCUGAUGAAAAAGGGGAGAAUUUGCCAGCACCAUACAAAAUGUCUAUUUUUUGCUUCAUCAAGUCCACCUUUGACAUGAGACUGUGGGGUAGCAGGAGUCUGUUGGCCAUUUUUUUCUGACUGUGAAUCAGGGCUUGAGGAGCACCACCUGGGCAUUGCUGAACUUGUGCAAAGUCUUCCAAGGGACUCUGCCACCACCAGCGCCAGCUAAACUUCCCUCUCCUCGGGCUUUUCUGCAUAUUCAACAUUUCCUCUCCAGCACUUUUACCCUUCUUCUUCAUUGGUCUUCAAGAAUUUUUUCCCAGGUGAAAAUCCUGAGGGAGGCUCUUCUCGAGCUUUCCUCCCCUCUCCUUGCUUGCACAAAUUUAAUUGAUUCCAUUUCGUGUGGCCUGCUCAUGAUCUGCAGUGAAACCUCCAUGGCAGACAUCAUCCUGUGGGGGAGGUUUUAUUUUCACCCGCGUGGUAAAGCGUGGAUUUGACCAGACAAGUUCUCCGUUCCCUCCCAGGAUCCAUCCCACCACCCCCAUCCCAUGGGCAGGCUCCAAAGGGGGAAAAGCCGAGUGCAGCAGGAGAAGGAACCAGAGCUGAGCCCACUCCCGUGUGUUUGAAGUGUGUCAGACUUCCAGAUCCGGGAGCGCUGGGUGCUUUUCCUGGAAUACCUCUCAAGGAGCAGCAAGGAGAAGAUGGAAUGAUGCAGAGCAGGGACACCACACGGGAAGUGCGAGGAGCCGGGAUUGCUUGGGAAUGUGAUUUUCCUUUAAAACUUGAUACAAAUCCAUGCAUUUCCCUUUGGAUGAACUGUGCCCCUGGGUGCCACACCAGGACAGAGGUGAUCUCCUGCCCUCCUGGGAGGGCUCUCCCAGCUGGUGAUCAUGGAGUGCUCCAAGGGAGUUCCACGGAGGCACUCGGGUGUUGGAGUGGGGUGGCUGUGCUGGGAGAGCUCCAGGCACACCCAGGAGCCCUGAGGUGUCGCUCCUGGCAGUGGAGGUGACUGUCCCCUGUGCCACAGAGCACAGGGUGGCUCCCCUGGGGGCUGCACAGUCCCACACUGCAGCCAUUGGCUUCCACUGGAUCCAUCCCCAGCACCAUCCCAGCUCUUGCUUUUCCACCUGAGUAUCGACAUUUACCUGCGUUUUUGGCAGCCUUAUUUAAAAGUCUGCUGCUCUUUGUCCUGUCUCCCACCACGCCUUUAAACUCAAGUCACUUUUAGGUGUCUCAGUCUCCCUUGUCCUGCCGUUUUCCUGGUGUCCCCUCCAUCCCAAAGACAACACCUUUUCCUCAACAGCUGAGUUGGUUUGUUCUGCCUUUCCCAAACACACAACUCCUGCAUUUCUGUUCUACUGUGACCAAUAGAGGUG
Messenger RNA from Poecile atricapillus (Black-capped chickadee), 2886 nucleotides. RefSeq names its product calneuron 1 (gene CALN1). The transcript is spliced from 7 exons. The record is from RefSeq and is a predicted model, not a curated record. Bases 230 to 1015 code for a protein of 261 amino acids. Lineage: Eukaryota; Metazoa; Chordata; Aves; Passeriformes; Paridae. Gene Ontology annotation, molecular function: calcium ion binding.